AUGCAGAAAAUUUUGAUAGAAAUAGAAAAAUUGACUACAGAGUUGGAAGGCUUGAAAAGUCAAUCUUCAAAAAUUGAAGACGAGAUUAAAAUGUUGCACGAACAAAUUUUGCAAGCCGGUGGAGAUAAGCUUCGGAGUCAGAAAUACCAAGUUGAUUCAAUAAAGGAAAAGAUAGGAAUGAUUAAUGACAGAAUAACCGCCUCACAAGUCGCCAAAUCUAAGGCCGAGAAAGAUGUAUUAAAACUUGAAAAUUCGAUUGCCAAGAAUGAAAACGAAACGGAACAAUUGAAACAAGAGUUAGAGCAACUCGAAGUUGAUAUUAGACAAAAGGCCGAAAUUGCGCGUUCGAUCAGUGAUCGAUCUAAUGAAGCGAGAAGGGUCUUGGAUGAUAAAAAGGAGGAAUUAGAUGAAAUUAAAACAGAACUUGAUGAGAAAACAGAGAUAAUCAAUCAAAUUAGGGCUGUUGAACCGAGGCCCGAAUUUCAAACAUAUACAGAUGAUGAGCUUUUAGCAAUGGAUAAAGAAACUUUAAAGAACGAAAUAGAGUCGCUCAAUGAUGCUAAUCCUAACCUCAAUGUUUUGUUGGAAUACCGUCGAUGUGAGGAGGAGUAUACAUCACGUGUAAAAGAUCUUGAAGAAGUAACGUCAAUUCGUGAUGAAUGCAAAAGGCAGUAUGAUGAAUUGCGUAAAUUGCGGUUGGAAGAAUUUAUGCAUGGGUUUAAUUUAAUUUCUCAGAAGCUCAAAGAAAUGUAUCAGUGUUGUGAUAGCCUGGACCCAUUUUCCGAAGGUAUCAUAUUCAGUGUAAUGCCUCCAAAGAAAAGUUGGAAAAAUAUUUCUAAUCUAUCUGGUGGAGAAAAG
Molecule: messenger RNA, 858 nt
Organism: Racocetra fulgida
Lineage: Eukaryota; Fungi; Glomeromycota; Glomeromycetes; Diversisporales; Gigasporaceae
Source: the annotation of a GenBank genome assembly